CUCUUGAGAAGGGGACGGUACUUCCUGGUAGACUUAAGCGAAGUGAACUCAUGAAAGCUGGCAGAAAAUGACACCACAUCGCCAGAAAUUCCGCUUGUCUUUGCCUUGAUGUGUAAAUCUACCAAUAUUUGAAGAAGCAUGGAUUUGCGCAAAGACAGAAAUUAGCUGCGGACAAAAGCUACAGGAGUGGACGAGUUAAGGGGUAGAAGGUGGACUGCCAGAUGUCUCAGAUGACCAGAGAGCCAGGAGUGAAAGUUAUUAUUAACUGAAAAGAGAAAGUGAAGGUGCUUUGCCGUAUUAAAUGAAUUGUCCCUGAGUGACGAUUGUCGUACCACAACAUAGUUGCUGGAGGGUUGUUUGAACCAGUCAUACAAACAAUGGGCAAUUGUCUUGAGAGGCGGAAAGCUACGCCGCCUUUGCCACCAUCCGGGGGUACAGCCCCAGAUGAUAGCGUCAGAUUUAGUGAUGUUUCUCCUGCAAAAGGUGGCAGUGUGUCUAAAGCACAGCCACCCCCAACAGCCAGAAAACCAUCCAAGACACCGGUGAUACCGCCAGGUAGCAGAAUAUUGAAAGCCAGGUAUGAUUACGAGGCCAGGACUAAUGAUGAUUUGGCGUUCAGAAAAGGGGAUCAGAUGAUCUUACUGGAUGACAGUGAUGCAGACUGGUGGCUGGCCCGCCAUAUUCGCACCCAACAAGAAGGGUAUGUCCCCAGGAACUAUGUGGCCCUAGAGGAUUCCCUGGAAAAACAUGACUGGUAUCAAGGGAAGGUGAGCAGAAAAGAGGCAGAGAGGAUGCUCCUGGCCCCCGGGAAUGAGAAAGGUACCUUCCUGAUCCGUGGUAGUGAAACGAACCAAGGUCAUGCCUUUUCACUUUCAAUCCGGGACUACGAUAAUGUGAAAGGGGAUGUGGUGAAACAUUACAAGGUUCGACUGAUGGAUGAUGGGGGAUGUUACAUCACCACGCGGAUCACAUUUACCUCCCUUGAGGAGCUCGUCAUUCAUUAUGGUCAGUCAGCAGAUGGGCUGUGCCACAUGUUAACCAGGGCGUGUAACAAGCCAAAGCCUAUCACUACAGACUUGUCACGAGACACCAGAGACGCGUGGGAAAUUCCACGACAGUCGCUAGAAUUCCUGGAAAAACUCGGCUCUGGAAUGUUUGGUGAUGUGUGGAAGGGUAAAUGGCAGGGUAAGACGGAGGUGGCAAUAAAAACCAUGAAGCCGGGAACGAUGGACCCCAAGGCUUUCCUGGCCGAGGCUCAGAUCAUGAAACAGUGUCGCCAUGAGAAACUCGUCACGCUGUACGCAGUCUGCUCCCAGGAGGAACCCAUUUACAUCAUCACUGAGCUCAUGGUCAAUGGCAGCCUGCUGACUUACCUCCGAGAAGGCCAAGGCCAGCACCUCAAGUUACCUCCCCUUGUGGACAUGGCUGCUCAGAUCGCCAGUGGCAUGUCAUACCUCGAGAAGCAGAACUUCAUUCACAGAGACUUGGCCGCUCGUAACAUUCUGGUGGGUGAGAACAACAUCGUUAAGGUGGCCGACUUCGGCCUGGCCCGGGUGAUUGAGGAUGACAUGUACACACCCAAACAAGGUGCCAAAUUCCCUAUAAAAUGGACCUCCCCAGAGGCGGCCCUGUACGGACAGUUCACCAUAAAGUCUGAUGUCUGGUCAUACGGUAUACUACUGGUAGAGAUCAUCACCCACGGGCAGGUGCCCUACCCAGGAAUGGCCAACCGUGAGGUUCUCGAACAGGUGGAGAGAGGGUAUCGGAUGGGAAAGCCCCUACACUGUCCCGACCCAGUUUACGAGAUCAUGUUGAAGACUUGGGACAAACAUGCCAGCAACAGACCAACAUUUGAAUUCCUAUUCACCUUUUUUGAUGACUAUUUUGUUUCCACUGAGCCCAGUUACAAGGAGACAGAUGACAUGUGAUGCCAUAAUUCCAGUAAUUUACAUUGUAUUGAAUGUAUUGAAUAUGCAAAUAAUUUUGACCAAUGGCCAAGGAGAUGCUCUACGAUAUUUGGAUAUUGGAUUUGAAAGCAGGCAGUUGAUUUGUUUGCCUACAUCUGUCAAUUCCAUUUUCAGCCAAUAAGGUACCAGAUAAAACUAUUUAUCUUAAAGUGUCUCAAAGAUUAUUGACUUUAUGAGUAUACAUUUGUUAACAUUUGAUACAAAUACAUAUAUUUGUUUCUUUUGGAUGAUUUUAUGUAAAUUUUAUACUCUUGAAGUUAUUUAUCAUGUGAUGUACUUUUAAUGAAACCAAUGCAUUCACAGGAUGUCAGUUUUUUUUUCUAGAUUUUGUUGAAUAAACUUUAGCCAUCACAUGAAUGAAAUAUAUGUAAACAAAUUAACAGUAUUGGAGAGAAAGAACUGGAAAUGAGAUUUGUGUUGAUGAUAAUCUGCUUAGAUUGAUCGAACUGAAAACUGGUGCAAAUACAUGCAAUAUGUGUAAAGUCCCAUCGUGCUUGUAAUCUCUGACUAAAUUCAGAGAUUUGUAGAUAAUACCUGUGAUUGCUGAUUGCUUUGGUUGGUAGAGUGUGACAUUAUGCAAAUAGAUGUAUGAAAAUUUACAUUAUCACUAUCGUUCAAUAUGUGAAUAAAUGGGUUCCUAUAUGAAAGGUCCUAUUUAUGUUAGGAAAUGGGAGAUAACUUUGUAUAUAUUGAAAUUGUUUCCCCUUUAUAGCUAUGAGCAACUUUUCUGAAAUACAAUUUUGCACAUUUUGGAACCAUAAAAUGUGUGCUUCUGGAAAAACAAACAUACCUGUUCCACUGGUCUUAUAUGAUUGUAGGUCCUUUUUAUUGGAUGAUCUGUUGGUUUCAAAGGCCUAAUGGAGUUCACAGGCAAACUACAUUUUCAACAAACACAUUUGUUGCUAUGUAAAUCAUUUUGAUUUGAUUGGUGUUUUUUUUUUUUUUUUUAUAAAAUGAAGUUUUCUUCAAUAUAUUGUACAGGUACUCAUUGGUUAAUAAAUGUUUCUCAUGAUGUGUGACUUUUGAACACUUUCUUUGUUCAUGGUAACAUUUUCUGUCAUUAUAUUUCUUGAUGAACAUUCCGACAUUCUUUACGAUUAGCAAGUUAAUUUUUUUGUAAACUGGAGGGUCCUUUUCCUGUUUUAAUAAUAUCAUUUUUAUUGUAAUUCACCUCACAAAAAUAUGUGUCAAUUUUGUAAGUUACAAUUUGGUAUGUCUGUUUUACCCCCAAGCUUAAGGUGCUUUCUAUUGCAAAAUUACCAAUAUUUAUUAUUUUGAUUGGAGAAUAAGUUGAUCUGCUGAGUGUCUGUCAAAUAUACUUUCCUUUUUGACAAAGUUGAUGAAUGUGAAUCUUGUAUAACUUUGAUGAUUUUUGGAAUCUUAUACUAUUUUAUAUGGUUUGUAAAUGUUUAUACAGGUUUUCAGUCUUAAGUAUAUAAAAGAACCUAUAUUUCUUCCAUAAUACAUUCCUGAUUUCUGGCUUGUCUUGUGGCUAGUAACCUGAGCUGGCUCAAAUUUUGUCUGGUAACAUUGACCUAAACUGGCUCAAAUUUUGUCUGGUAACAUUGACCUAAAUUGGCUCAAAUUUUAUCUGGUAACAUUGACCUAAAUUGGCUCAAAUUUUAUCUGGUAACAUUGACCUAAAUUGGCUCAAAUUGUGUCUAGUACCAUUACAUCCAUUUAAAAAACAAAGAUUGAGUCAAGCAGUAUUCAUUCUGUACAUUUGCACUUUGUGUACUGUGCACUUUGAUGUGCAAAGCUAAGAAAAUCUUGAAAAGCUAAGAGAAGUUCAAAAAUAGUUGAUUGUGAUCUCUGAGAGUACAUUUCUCUAUUGAGUACAUCCUGAGAGGCAGCUUGUGUCGCAUACCUUCUGAAUAGUGUUCUGAACAAAAAAUGAUUUUUUUUUUACAAUUAACACAGGUUAAGUCUUUAUUAUAAUCAAAGACUUUGGCGUGCCAUGCUAACAGUUGUUUCCUGU
Molecule: messenger RNA, 3945 nt
Organism: Liolophura sinensis
Lineage: Eukaryota; Metazoa; Mollusca; Polyplacophora; Chitonida; Chitonidae
Product: tyrosine-protein kinase SRK3-like
Exons: 11
Coding region: 378-1928 (516 amino acids)
Biological process (GO): protein phosphorylation
Molecular function (GO): protein binding; protein tyrosine kinase activity; ATP binding
Source: RefSeq, a predicted model, not a curated record